CAUGCACAAGCAAGAUUUCGAAAAUGUCUCACAGAGCAGUAUUAGCAGCAAUGCGCCACCAACUAUCACGCCAACUAAAGAGUUUCACGAAUUUAACAAUACCACAGAUGUUACCUGUCCAAGCUUGGAAACACCUGUCGAUCAAAAUAUUAUACAAUCUACUUUGCCAAAGGCGCGUCCAGCUUCUGCACUGACGAGCAACAACUAUUCUAGUCUUCCAUGUUGCGGUGCGCGCUCCACAUCAUUGGAUGGCAAAACGACGCGUGGCGUUAGCUGUAAUGGUGAACGCAACAAGUUGGGCAUCGAUAUAAGCGCGGUACAUAAUGCGGUAUUACGUGGCGGAUUGGCAAAAUUACCAGAGCCAAUUUUAAAUGAGCAUCCCGUUACUAUAUACCCCGGCCGUUAUUCACCACCAACCGAGAACAAACGGAACCCUAAUCGUCCAACGCGCAUAUUAUCCUCUGUAGAGAAACACAAAGAAGUUUGCCACAUACUUAAUCCCUUGUCAUCGAUUUCCUCGUCAUCCUCCUCGUCAAGUUCGAAUUGUAUGGGCCUGAUGGAUGGCGGUAAAGUGACGGAAAUGCCGCAUAAUAUUAUGAAAAAGCCAUAUAUACGUAAGGACAAAGUUACAAAUGAAUUUAGUUUAGUAAGUGAAGAUGAAUUCUCGGACGAUUCGAUUGAGGAGCAAUCAUUAUCGCCAAUUACAUCACACUCCUCACCGCAUAAACAAAGUGGCAUUGCGUGGGAGAUACAUUUUAAGAGCAGUAAAAAGAAGUUGAAAAAUUCAUCGAAGAAAAAGCCACCACGUAAACAUGCCGCCGAUUGUAUUGUCAAAACGGAAAAUGGUGGCUAUCCUCUACCCAUAGUGACUAGUGACUCUUAUUAUUCCAAAGAUAUUGAACGCGCUCAUCGGCGAGAACCGAUUGUCAUAGAUGCCUUGGAUGGAGCAGAUCAAUGUUCAGCAGCCUCAGCGGAUAUUUUAAAUCACUGCAUGUACCGUCAUACAAAUAUGUUGGGCAAAGGUACAUUCAUAAUACGGCGGACCACAAAGAAACUACCAACAACAAUGGAUAUAUUCCGCAAUGAAAGCGCAGAAUUAGAUAAUAUGCACGCAUGCGAUCAAAGUGACUAUGAAGAGUUUUCCUCAAUGGAAGGUCAUGAGAACUGUAAGCCGAGCGACACAUUGAGUUCCAGCUCUAGACUUAGUAUGGAAUUGGUAGCACCACUGGGACCACCAUUGCCAUCGCCGAGAGAUCGACUUUCUUUAAAUCUUGAACCACAAUUACCAAAUAUUUUUACCAAAGAAAUAUUGGCUGUGCACAAAGGAGAUCGCUCAUCUUCCGAAGAGCUUUUGGCACCUAUUAAAAAGACAUCGCUUAAAAGAGAAACUAAAAGACGCAGCACCGAUUCUAUUAAUACGAAGUCUUCCAGCUACGAAGAAGCCGACGAUAAUGAACCUAACGAAAGUGCUAUUUUGUUUUCGAACAAAAAUAGUUUCGACGCUUGCAAUAUGUACGCUUAUAAAAACGAUGCCGCAAGCUGUUUGAAAGGGCAAGAAUUUGCAGAUUUGCGCCCGUCCACAACAACGACUCCACAUACCGAUCUCGCACCAACACUUGAGGAGGAGGAGGAGCAAUAUAGUGAUUUUAGCUAUAGUGGUGCACCUGUUAAGCAACAUGAAAAAAUCGAUAGCGAUAUAAACGCGCUACUGCGCGGAGAUAUCGCUGCGGUACGUAUCGUUGAAGGCGGUGCGCAUCCUAAACGUCCACUCGAAUUUCGUCCCGGUGUGCAUAAGUCGGAGAGUGCAAAGGAGAUGUUAUUGUCUCAAAGUGCAUUCGGUCCAUUGCCGCCAUCGCCACCUUCAUCCAAUCCAGACUUAUUUGACUACGAUGCUCUACCACUGCCACCAUCUCCGAAGGAUGCACUUCUAGCUAGCGAGGGUAAUCGCAGUCUUGUGAAAAGCUAUAAAAAGACGACAGCUGCUGAAAUUCAUACGCCUUCCUCAUUGGGCGAUGAACGUCGGAAUCGUGACAAUAUGAACGCUUUGCGUUAUCUAAGCAACGAUUUGCCGCCACCGCCACCACUACCACCGCCCGCAUUUGAGAAUAUGGCACCGAUUGUGCCACCACAUCGUGGACAUUCGGUGAAUACGAUGAAAUCUUGGUCCAUCGAUUCACAUUAUAAGAAGAAAUCACCGAAAAUGUUAGGUUAUGGUAGUGGCAUUACAACGCCAACGGGCUCCCAAUACGAUGGUUCGUACUCAACGAAACGUUACGUUAACUAUGGCACCAAACGGAGCCUGAAGCAGUCGCCACGCGAAGAAUUGCGUUUGCAAACUUCAUGCAGUCUGCCGGAGACACCAAUUUUUGCACGAGGAAGCUGUGACAUACCACGCACACCCUUUAGACGGCAACCGGAAAGUAGCAUAAGUGGUUCCCGCACAGCACCACGCUCCAGCACAUCACACAGUAUUAAUAUGGGUAAUACAAUGGGUGGCAUUUCGGGUGGUGGUAACACAUUCGGUGCUGGCAUGUGCCGCCAACGUUCCAUGAAUCAUGCGCUUGCCUCCAAUGAGAUGCUGCGCUUGGCCGGUGCACCAGCACGUGGCUGGUAUCCAAAACAACGUACUAUGCGUCCAGCAUCGACUGAGAAUAUUGAUCGCUUGAGUUCAUCGCGUGUCUGGGAUAGUGCAGCUGGUAUGUCUGGUACCGGACACUCAAGGAAACCAUUGACGCUGCCACCCAACUUAACGCCAUCAUUUUUGAAUAAGUCACCACGAGAAGCUUUACGACGCGUUACUAGUCUCUUGAUAGCGAAAAAGAAAAAUACUAAAGAGCGCAAGGGCAAGCCAUAUUCGGAUACCACACUUGAUGGAAAUUUGACUUUCGAUCAAGACACUCCACUCCCGCCGCCCAAAGACAGUUCGCGGAAUUUCAACAAUACGUCACAGAAGCCUCAGAAGAAAAAAGGCCUUUUUAAAAGCUUAUGGAAGAAAACAAAACACUUUUCGUUAGAUCAAUAAGUAACAAUAAUAGUACACAAAUAAACUGUAACAAUACAGAAUUUUUACACAUUUAGCACACAAAAUCCUCCUACCCAUCCAUCCAAAGAGCCACACAAUCAACCACACAACUACACAGUCACACGUACAUACAUACUCACAUUCAAACAUAACCAUAUUUAUGUAAGAGAGUUGCACAUUACCGAUUAUCAUCUACAUACAUAUUUAUUAUCGUUAUAUACUCACAGUUAGCAUAGGUAAGUUAUAGUCGUUGAUAUGAUGCUCAUAAUUAGGUACUAUAUACAUACAUACAGACGGACAGACAGACAGACAGACAGACAGACAUGCAUACUUUAAAGUUUAAACAGAAAGCAUUAUUAAAUGCUAUGCCAGGCAAAUUUUUACAUAACAUAAAUAUACAUACACACUUAAAUACACGCAUACAUACAGACAUAAGUAUUAUUGCCGGAAUAAAAGCAUCAAUACAUAAAAUUAUGAGUACAUUAAAUGAAAAUGAAAGUAAUUAAAAUAAUAAUAUGAACACAGAGUAUAGAAAUGCACAAAGCCGCAAAACUAAAGACUGAAUUUAAAAAAGGAACAAAAAUUAAUUAUUGAUAAAUCAAAUAUAAGACACAACUCAGUUCAGCUUCACAUAACUAAAACUGAAAACAAACAAAAAAAAAAUAUUACAUAUAAAACAAUAUCUUCUCAUUUUUUAAGAGUUAACGAAAAUAAAAAUAAAUACAAAAUGUUCAGACUUGCACGAAUCUAAUAAAAACUAAUAAAACUUUCGUCAAACAACUUUGGUACCAGCAACUAUGUACGUAGAACUUACAGCCAAAAUUCCGAGACUUACUUGUGUAAAUUGACUGUAACUAAUUAGAAUUUAGCCAUACAUUGAAGAAGAAGAAGAAGAAGAAGAAGAAGAAGAACAGGAACAAAAGCCAGCAAACAUUAGAGGCAAAACUGCCUAGUCAUAAAAUGAAGAUUUUUUUUUUUUUAGAAUAAUGUACUUAUUUUCUACACUCUUCCAACCUACAUUGUAGUGACAACAACUACACUAGAAAUACAUACAUACAUACUUACAUACUUACGAACGUGUGUUGGGUUAUAUUUACUAUUUAGUGAACGAAUACUUUUAGCAUUUGAAUGCAUGUUUUCGUAUAGUCUUUACUUUAGUUUUUUAAGUACAUAUACGAAAGUAUUUUGAGAAAAAAAAAAAAGAAAGUAUAUUUUGAAAAAGGUCAAUCCUCUUUUAAGCAAUAUUUGGCUAUCUUUCAUAUUGUAUGUACUAUGAGACCGAUAAAAUACAAGUAUGUAAUAUCCUUCAUUUAUUUAAAGUAUACCUAUGUAUGUAUUAUUAGACAUUUUUAUAAAGCAAAUAAAGUUAGCAAGAAAACAAAAGCAGUUAGUAGGAAAGCACCAAAUUGUAAAAUCACUCAAAUUAACUUAUUUUUAUGAACGUUAGAUGUUCUUCUACAACUUAAUACUGAGAAAACUUAGGUCAUGUUUACAGCUAUCAACGAAUGGAAAUAAGGACGACCUGCAAUGCCUGCAAGUAGUUUGUCAGGCACUUAAAAGAAAUAUGUACAUAUGUCCAUACAUAUACUCUAAUCAUUCAAGCUCAUUUGGAGAAUGACGAGGAUUUUAUAAAGUACUUAUGAUAAUUACAGGUAAAGCAAAAAAACUAUAAAAAUCGUCCACAAAUAAAGAAAUCGUCAUCUGAUUGUCCAUUUCGCGUACAGAUGGGAGCAACUGAUUAAAAAAAAAAUUUAAGCAGAGUCCAA
Messenger RNA from Rhagoletis pomonella (apple maggot), 4788 nucleotides. RefSeq lists its product as uncharacterized. The record is from RefSeq and is a predicted model, not a curated record. Lineage: Eukaryota; Metazoa; Arthropoda; Insecta; Diptera; Tephritidae.